This is a messenger RNA of Capsella rubella, 1188 nucleotides long. RefSeq names its product ethylene-responsive transcription factor ERF043. The record is from RefSeq and is a predicted model, not a curated record. Gene Ontology annotation, biological process: regulation of DNA-templated transcription. The transcript has a single exon. NCBI's taxonomy places the organism in Eukaryota, Viridiplantae, Streptophyta, Magnoliopsida, Brassicales, Brassicaceae. Gene Ontology annotation, molecular function: DNA binding; DNA-binding transcription factor activity. Bases 239 to 925 code for a protein of 228 amino acids.
UGAAUUUUUUUUUCACUAAAUAAUGAUACAAACAAGAAGUAUCUUUUUAUAAAUAAAAAACCCUUACACCCCCAAAAUAUAAUUGUCUCAACUCUCACUCCUUUUGCCUUAAAUUUCUUUCUUUUUACAACAACCCGAAUCUAUACCAAAAAAAAAAACCAGACUCUUUGACAUUUUGUCGAACACUUGGACGGCAUUUGAGAAAAACGAAAAAAAGGUUCAACCUUUCAGAUUAGCAAUGGAGGAUUCGUCUUCGGAAAAGGAGAAGAAGGAAAGUAGUAAGCAGCCCGUGUACCGUGGAGUCCGUAUGAGGAGCUGGGGAAAAUGGGUGUCGGAGAUUCGUGAGCCGAGGAAGAAAUCGAGAAUCUGGCUGGGGACUUUCCCGACGGCGGAGAUGGCUAUGCGUGCUCACGACGUGGCGGCUAUGAGCAUCAAAGGAACCUCAGCCAUUCUCAAUUUCCCUGAGCUCUCUGACUUUUUGCCCCGACCCGUUUCGCUAAGCCCUCGCGACGUCAGAGCUGCGGCGACCAAAGCCGCUCUCAUGGACUUCGACACGACGCCGCUUCGUUCCGAGGCAGAGACGAGCGAAACGACGACGGAUAAAAGGUCGGAGAGCAGUGAGACAGGCGAAACGACGUCGAACAAGAGUAGUGAGAGUAGCGAGACGGCGUCGUUCUCAUCGUUCUCUGUGACGAGCAUUGAGGAAAGUGCAGUAUCGGACGACCUGGAAGAGAUAGUUGAGUUACCGAGUCUAGGCACGAGUUUAAACGAGUCGAACGAGUUCGUGUGUUUUGACUCGUUGGAAGAGUUAGUGUACAUGCCUCCUUGGUUAACCGGUACGGAAGCAGACGAUUUUACGUAUAACAACAAUGCUUCUUCUUCCUUGAACUCUUCAGUUUUCGAAUCUUGGAAACACUUUCCCUGAAUACCCAAACAUAUAACAUAUUUUUCCCAUAAUAUGUUCUCUUUUUACUUCUUUUUUUUUUAAGAGGGAGGUUUAGUUUUGAUGAGAUUCUCUCUGUUUUUGCUUUGAGUGAGAUAUCUCUCUCUCUCUAAGGAGAUGAUGAUGAUGAUGUUUGUGGAAUUAGAUAACUUUUUUUUUUUAUGUUCUUCUUCUUCUCCUACUCCUAGUCAGUUAAGUGUGUAUAUUUUGCUAUGGGUUUUAGCCGGGAAUAAUGACUUUGUAAC